CAGGCCAGGUCUUCUCUCUCUGUCCAAUGUGAAAGCAGCUAAAAUUGUACGCUGACAAGGCUGCUCCCUGCAGGUAGGGAACUGCCAGGCACCUAGUUCUUGAACUCCAGCUCUGGAUGACACUGUACCUCCACUGGUUUCCGGGUAGUUGUUUCUAGUCAGUUCUUAAGAAGAAACGGCCUGUCUUGCUGUCUGCAGCUGUGAGAGUGGGUGGUUUGGACAAGGGAACAGACACACCCCUACAGCCGCCCGGAGCCGUGUAUAACCGGCUGUGGCUACGGGCUCGGCAGUACCCCCCGGUGCUGAGUCCCCGCAUGAGAGCCCCACUCACGGGCGAGCUGCUUCUGGUGCCGCCUUCCACGGGGGAGCCUGGGCCCCGCCGCCGCCGCCAUGGCCCCGAGCUUCGCCGCGCCGCCUGUGGACGCGCGCUGUUGCCGGGCAACCCGGCGGAGGGGCAGUCAUGUGAUGGCGUGGGGUUGAGGCGCGCGGCGGCCUGGCCUCACGCGGAGGGAGGGGGACGCGGCGAGCGCUGAGCAAUGAAAUUUCUGUUGGCUUUUGAUUUUGACCAUACAAUCAUAGAUGAAAAUAGCGAUACCUGGAUUGUGAAAUGUGCUCCUGAGAAAAAGCUUCCUAAUGGAUUAAGGAACUCCUACCGACCAGGACAUUGGACAGAAUAUAUGGGCAGAGUCUUUGUCUACUUGGGAGACAAUGGCGUCAAAGAAGAUGUGAUGAAAAGAACUAUGACAACAAUCCCUUUCACUGCAGGAAUGGCAGAUCUUCUGGGUUUUAUUGGUGAGAACAAGGAGUUGUUUGACUGUAUAAUUGUUUCAGAUUCUAAUACAGUAUUUAUUGACUGGAUUUUGAAAGCUGCUGACUUCCAUAAGGUGUUUGAUGAAGUGUUUACAAACCCUGCAGCAUUCAGCAGUACUGGCUACCUGACUGUACGGGACUUUCACGCUCACCAUUGUGCAAAGUGCCCUAAAAACCUUUGCAAAAGGGAAGUUUUAAAAGAAUUUCUGGAUAAACAAUUGGAGCAAGGAGUAAGUUACACACAAGUUGUAUAUAUAGGUGAUGGUGGGAACGACUUAUGUCCAGUAAUGUUUUUGAAGAAGGAUGAUAUUGCUAUGCCCAGGCAGGGCUAUACCUUGGAGAAAAAGAUAUCUCAAUUGGCCCAGAAUCUCAGUCCUGUGGAGUGUUCUGUUCUGGUUUGGUCUUCUGCUAUUGACAUUAUGUCUUACUUGAAACUGCUUAUAAAGGAAUAAUUUAAACGAUAAAAGGAAACUAAUGCAGUUAUAUUUAAUCUUCCUCAGAGAAAAAACCCUGAAUGCAUAUAAAAGCACAAAAUUGUAACAGUGGGCUGUUACCUGAACAUACCUUUUUAAACACAAUAUAAAACUGUUUAUGUUUAAUCUUGGCCAUAGUGGGAAAGUGAAGUUAAAAUGGCUUUCUGACCUAGUACAUAUUCCAACAUAAGUGGAAAAAGGGGCUUGCAAAGGGAACUGCCAUUAUUCUUAAUCUUCCCCCUCUCCCCAGGCCUUUACCAACUAAGUAACUGACCUUUUCUGUCCCACAUGCAUAGGGGAAGAAGUAGGAUUAGUGCACAAAAGAAUUAAAUUCUUUACUCACAAAACAUUCGGUGCCAGGAGCAUGGUUCUGGAACUGUUGGCUUUUACAUUUCUUUGAUCAGGAUAAAUGCUCAAUUUUGUAAAUUAUUUGGUAUGCUUGUAAUCUUGUUUGAUCUGAAGA
Molecule: messenger RNA, 1746 nt
Organism: Melopsittacus undulatus (budgerigar)
Lineage: Eukaryota; Metazoa; Chordata; Aves; Psittaciformes; Psittaculidae
Gene: PHOSPHO2
Product: phosphatase, orphan 2
Exons: 2
Coding region: 537-1262 (241 amino acids)
Molecular function (GO): phosphatase activity
Source: RefSeq, a predicted model, not a curated record